UACCCGUGCCAAGAUUUGCAGCCGCGGCUGUCAAUCACCAGGUCCCGGCCGGUGAUUACCCGCCAGCACCCGGUAAUUACAGAGGAUCUCCAAUGGGGAGGAGGGCUGCUUUGUUUAUUAACAGUUUUCCUCCCUGUUGGCUCGGCCACACUGCUCUGGAUGGCUAGCAGUGUGCUUACAGCAAAGCACCAACAUACCGCCCCUUAGUAAAACACUCCCAGCACACAGUUAACCCUUUCAUCACCCCUCAUGUUAACCCCUUCCUUCCCUGUGUCAUUAGUACAGUAUCAGUGCUUUUUUUUUAGCACUGAUCACUGUAUUAGUGUCACUGGGGAUGUCAGUGACACCAAGUCAGUUCCCCCCAGUGUCAGAAUGCCCACUGCAGUCCUGCUAUAAGUCACUG
This is a messenger RNA of Staurois parvus, 403 nucleotides long. The record is from the annotation of a GenBank genome assembly. NCBI's taxonomy places the organism in Eukaryota, Metazoa, Chordata, Amphibia, Anura, Ranidae.